AUCACCAUAUCAAUAUAGUACUUUGUGAGUGUGAUAUUUAGCGAUAUCCAAAGCGUAUUUACGCGAGCGCUUUACAAACUACCGGCUGAUCGCUUCUAGCUUGUCGGCACCGCGCGCAUUAGAUACUUCGGUUUCUAUCCAUUUCGCAUUAUUUAUUCUAUGUAGUACUAUAUUUGCUUCUUUGACCAUGAUAUCUUCCACGCUCUCGUUGUUAUUGAUAUCUGUGAGCAUUUUUAUCACUCGCGGAAAUUCUCAACCGAAAUGUUGCGGUGUUCAGGAAUAUAUCGUAGAAAAUAGUGGGAAUUUUUCGUGUAUGAAACCGAAAAGUACCAGACGGACCGUGAACGAAACUUUCACAGAACGUGAUUUUUUGAAGAAGAAUACUAGUGGAAGUUGUUUGGAAAGUUCUUAUAAAAAAAAUGUUAUUUUAUUGGAAGUGAACAACGGCAUUAUCAAAAAACAGAAGGAUUAUGGAACUUUAUUCUUUCCGAAAUGUUGCCCCUUGAAUCACAGCUACAAUAGGAAAACACAUGGGUGUCACAAAGACGCCAAUUUCCUGGAAUUAUUGAAGGCGGAUUCUUUCGUUUACAUAUCGCUCAAGAAUUGCAAGAUUAUAUCGGACGAAGUCUUCGAAUCGAUAGAUGAUGUGGAGAUGAAAGACCUACAAUUAUCAUUUUUGAAGAAAAAUAGAACCUUGAUGGAAGGAAGUUAUUGUUUAGAUUCUACUCUGGAUCGAAAAUUUGUUGUGAGAAUAUGCGAAGACAAAUAUGAAGGUAUGGCUGUUUGCAAUAAGAUAAGGUGCAUUCGUAAGUGCUGUGUUGAUGGGAAAAGUUUAGUAGAAGAUGUUUGUAAGUUCACAUUCAAAGGAAUUGAUCUUCAUUUCACCGAUACGAUAGACGGUCCUGAUGAUCCUUUUGCAGUGAUUACAGGAUUUGCUGAUGAAAUGAUGAGACAAAAAAGUACAUCACACUUUUCCCUGGAUAAAUUUGGAACUUUUUCACUAGAAAAUGGAAGUUCUGUAACCAAAUAUAACGUUACUAAUCGAAGCUAUUGUAUCGAACAUGUUCUCAAUAACAAUGAACUUGAGAUCAAUGGUUUCCAUUUAUAUACAUCGAAGGUAGAAGAAAAUGAAGUAGAAACAUUUCAUAGCCGAUGGAUGAAACUUGUAUCCUGUAUAUUUCUCUCUUUGACAAUAGUGAUAUAUCUUAUAUUACCAACCAUGAGGAAUUUAUUUGGGAAAAUUCUACUGAACUACUGUGUAUCUACAUUGAUACUUUUUGCUUGCUUGACGAUCGUUCAAUUUUUUUUCGGGCACAAUUCUCCUGUAAUGUGCAAAAUUGUUGGUUUUAUUUCAAUUCUGUCAUGUAUGUGGAGUUUCACUUGGUUAAACAUAAUGUGUUUUGAUAUCUGGUAUUCUUUUGGAACCCCAAGGACAAUGUUUGGACCACUAAGAAAUGAAGGGAAACGUUUACUGCGAUAUAGUUAUUAUGGUUGGGGUUUUCCCAUAAUUUGGGUUCUAAUAAUAGGAAUAUGUAGUGCGACAACUGUAAUGCCUGAAGGAAUGCAUCCUUACAUUGGAGAAAAAAAAUGUUUGCUGGAAAAUUCUAAUACACGACCAGGGAAUUAUUCCUUCAUUAUAUUUUACACUGUACCUCUACUCAUACAACAAAUAGCCAACAUCGUAUUUUUCAUCAAAACUGUUUCAUAUUGUUUGAAGAUUAAAAUAGAAAUUGGAAAAAUGAAUGACUGCGAAAAAAAGACAGCUUUACAUACAGGCAAAGACAGAUUGUCUUUGAUAAUUAAACUAGCUGUUAUAAUGGGUAUAACAUUCCUUUCUGAAGCAAUCCUGUCUCUUUAUGAUUUUACAAAACACGGUGUUACUACGUAUAUAGCGACUAUUUUUGAAUGGAUCGUCUGUUCUCAAGGUAUAUUUAUAUUCAUCAUUUUCAUUUGCAAGAAGAAGGUUUACUACGAUGUAUGCAUAAAACUUCGGAUAAUGAAGGCCAGGAAAGUUUCAGUAACAUCAAAUAUUUCUACUAACGUCAGUUUGUAUACCUUCGAAGCAGAGAAGAGUACAAAAUAACGCGCUGCUUGGAACGAUUCCUAUAAUUCUUAACUACCAUCGCAUGUAAAUACAGUAAAACACUUUAAUGUUUAUAAAAAUACACACAUAAACACCUA
Molecule: messenger RNA, 2181 nt
Organism: Harmonia axyridis
Lineage: Eukaryota; Metazoa; Arthropoda; Insecta; Coleoptera; Coccinellidae
Product: G-protein coupled receptor Mth2-like
Exons: 7
Coding region: 188-2083 (631 amino acids)
Biological process (GO): G protein-coupled receptor signaling pathway; cell surface receptor signaling pathway
Cellular component (GO): membrane
Molecular function (GO): G protein-coupled receptor activity
Source: RefSeq, a predicted model, not a curated record